Folsomia candida is the source of this 3142-nucleotide messenger RNA. Its product is annotated as solute carrier family 25 member 44. Bases 477 to 1793 code for a protein of 438 amino acids. The record is from RefSeq and is a predicted model, not a curated record. Gene Ontology annotation, cellular component: mitochondrion. NCBI's taxonomy places the organism in Eukaryota, Metazoa, Arthropoda, Collembola, Entomobryomorpha, Isotomidae. The transcript is spliced from 9 exons. Gene Ontology annotation, molecular function: branched-chain amino acid transmembrane transporter activity. Gene Ontology annotation, biological process: transmembrane transport; branched-chain amino acid catabolic process.
CCCGCGUAACUCUCGAAUUUUGAACAUCUGACUAAACUCCAGAGUUUUUAUGUUGUUGUCGUCGUUUCUGAAAAUUUUUGAAGUGCGCAAAUUUCGAGACGUUAUUGGUGCUUUGGGUUGAAAUUUGGCAUGUUUUGUGACACAGUUAGUCUGCUAAUUGUGAGGUUGUCGUCUUUGUCAAGUUUAAGCCCCUCUUAAGAAAUUCUUGCCAGUCACCGAGUAUAUAGAGAUACAUCAUCUUAUCACUUAUCAUCAUCCAUCACCAUAUUCUUGCGUAGUAGAUCCUGUAAUGACAUUGUUGUAAGAGGAAAUAAGGACUGAAAAAGUAAAAACUGCAGUCAGCGGAGCCAGCUUUGCUUUUCCAUCAUUUCACCUUUUUCGUGGUGAUUGCGGUUAAUGGUGGUGUUGGCUCCGCUGUCAAUUUUUGAAAUUGGAACAUUUUAAGAUUCUUUAUAAGCCUCUGGUAGCUGGUGAUAAUGAUUACUGCACUCACAGAGUUGUUGGAUAAGGUGGACGUGUCGAAAAGCAAUAUUUUUUCGCGUCCAGCAUUUCUGACUCCCAGAAGUCCAAUGGGAUUAUUCAUUCGUGCAUCGAUGGAAGGAUUGAAUGAUGCAAGUUUUCCAAAUCACAACGCAGAACCCACAUCCACGUAUGUCUCGGUGGGAAGUACCUUCUCGACCCCUCAGCCACACGUGGAUCACACAACAAAUCAUGGUCUCCCAGCGCACAAGUCAUCCACAAAAAAUAUGAUUCUUGGCUUCAGUAAUCCAUUCAAUUGGAAAGAAUGUACGGCUCCAGGAUGCAAAGAAGGAGAUUCGGUAUUGACAAGAUUGGCUCCUUCUAGCGAAACACAAAUUCAAGUUAUAGAAUGGAAUAUGAUGGAUAUGAAGAAGUUUUAUCCCCUCAGCAUGGUUAGCUCGUUUUUCAUCAGAUGUGUUCUAUAUCCUCUCACCCUCGUCAAGACAAAAAUUCAGAUUCAAGAAAAGGCCAAUGUAUACAAUGGAACGAUCGACUGUUUCAGAAAGAUUUAUCAAGGAGAAGGAAUGCGUGGGCUGUAUAAAGGUUUCUGGAUCUCGGCUUUUCAAAUUGUAUCCGGCGUAUUCUACGUCUCCACAUACGAAGGAGUUCGACACUCCUUGUACCUGCGUGGUUUUAAGGAUAGCCAUAUCCGCGCUUUGAUAGCAGGAGGAUGUGCUUCCGUUGUUGGACAAACAAUUAUUGUACCUUUCGAUGUCAUUUCACAGCACAUGAUGAUUGUUGGAAUGAGGCAGAACAAUUUACCAGGAGGGAGCGUUUACAACCCUUUAGGUAUACAGUAUGAAGGUCGUACAAAAGUUGAAAUCACAAAAUCUAUCGCUAGAGAGAUAUAUAGUCGAGACGGAUUUCGGGGUUUUUAUAGAGGCUAUUUUGCAUCACUAACGACUUAUGUUCCUAAUUCUGCUUUGUGGUGGGGAUUUUAUCAAGUAUAUCAAGAUGAGUUGAUAAAGAUUGUUCCUACUGGUUGCUCCCACUUGGUCGUACAGUGCAUUUCAGCGAUGCUUGGUGGCUGGACUACGACUAUCAUAACAAACCCUCUAGACGUAUGCCGUGCUCGAUUGCAGGUUCAACGUCUGCCUUCUUUCCCGAAAACGUUUUUAAUGUUGUGGCACGAAGAGAAGUAUCGGAUUUUUACAAAAGGACUUUCCGCGAGGAUGGCUCAAUCAGGGGUAUUUAGUACCUUCAUAAUUUUCGGAUACGAGUCUAUAAAACGAUUCAGCGUAAACGAAGACUAUAGAGAUAUUGUACGCUGGUAGCAAAAGACCCCAUUCGUACAAAUAGCAUCGAUAUUCAAUUACUAUACUUAGUCUCUGUAUCGUCUGCGUCCUUGUCGUCAAAAUUACUCUUAUUGGUAGCUAAAAUUAAUGAUAUGUCUGUGAUUAAAUAACUUAACCAAAUAGGCUCAUAAAUACAAUGAUCCACUAAACUGGCAAAAAAUUACAACACAAUUAGAAAUCUCUAUUUAAUGUCGGGCUGGUUUUCCGAAUGUAAUAGUAUAAAUGAAUGUCAGGGUUUUUUUUGGUUAUCUGAAAUUUAGUCGGUGUUUAUUUCGUUUAAGGAAAUCAGUUGCAAAAUUUCAAUCACAUUUAGUAUUUGUUUAUCAUCGGUCACAAAAAUCGUUGAGCAUACAAUGGUGCCAUUCAUGAUCGAACUUGAAUGAGUUCUAAUGAAUUUCGACAAUAACUAAAUAUGUUUAAUUUAUAGCUCGCAUAUUCCCAUAAAAAUGAUAAAGAAAUAUCGGACAAUUCAGUGAAAACUAAAUGUUGUUAAAAAUUGGUAGUUAAUAAAUGCGUACAUUUCCAUGUACUCUUGUUUAUUUCUAGUCAAUUUAACUAAUCUUUUAUAUAGAAUCAAAACUGCUGGUCACUGUUAAAUUAAGCUUAACUUAUGUUUAACAAAAAAUACUGUUAUUUAAUGAAACGACCAGCGAGAAAUUGCAUUUUGAUGUUAGUUAAUAUAUAUUGGUUGGCAAUACAUACGCAGGUUAAGCCCAUUAGUUAGUCAUCAUGUAAGUAGUUUUAAUUUAUAUAUGAAAUGUUCAACUGAUGUAGUCUUGAGUUCUCAAUUAAUUAAUAAGUUUCAAAAGCACUUACUGCCUUGCUCUUAUACUAUUUCUUUAUUUGUGUUACUUAGCCAGUUAUUGUUAAAAAUGAUUUGUUUGUCAAAGGAGAAAGGAGAAUAGAAACUCGGUUCGCUAAAUACUUGCGAAGUAGUCAUGAAAUAGUGAGUUAUUUAAGACAACCACAGCAAAAAAGCAGAUUACUAUCUUAUGCUAUGAUUAAGUAUGUUAUAAAGGUGUGUGUCAUCAUGCAGUAUAGCUCAAAUUUUCCUAAUCAUACUCAAAGUACUAGAAAGUACUUUGGUAUUGCCAUGAACUGAACUGGAAACUCGACAAAAAGCUCUUUUUAUCAUUAAGUUUUACGUAUGUGACUGAUCUGAGAAGUAGAAAGGGACGUGUGUUAGUUCAAAUUUGAUUUUCUUGGAUAACUUGUUGUUGUCUUGAAAAAGGUUCUGGUGACAUUAAACUUAUACUGUCAACUUAUGUCUGUUUAUACUGAUAUGUUAUGCUCCGUGAAAUAUAAACUCUCCGCUGUUAUAAACACAG